AUGCACGAGGUAAUAAACUUAGGAGUGUCGCAUAGAGCAGGUCACAUUCUGACACAAUUCUUCAAUUGCAGAGAGAAACAGCUGCUGGACAACAACGACAACGGAUGCGACGCAAAAGUGUUUUUACAUGGGACACUGGACGGAGGGGGGCAGAGUAUGUCGUAUGAGCCCAGGGCAGUACUGUGGGAUGCCAAGAACGGAAGCGGGUCUCUUGGCAAAUACCAGUAUGUUUCCGAAGCAGACUAUUGUGUUGAUGAUUCGAAGGAGCAGGAGCUGCUGCAGAGUUUGUCGCAGGAAACGGCGGGCGGCGGAGACGCAGCGGGCGCGCAGGUUAUACAUACGGGCCGCAGAAUCCAGCGGUCGUCGUACCAGGCUGCGUUGGACCGCAACGGUGCGGUUCCUAUUUUGGAACGAUCGGCGGCAAAAUAUUGGUCGGACUAUUGUCGGAUGGUAUACGGGCCGAGCAGCGUGAACGAGUUGGAACGAUGGUACCAUAAUGCACAGGAGCCGGAGAAGGCACCGGAUUAUGAACAAUUGGGACAAAGGGCGUUUGAGAGCUACGCAGUUGGUUUGGAAGAGUUCCGCGGUAAUUGUUUGUUAAGGUUUUUUGAGGAUAGUCUUCAUGCACAGCUGGAACAAUGCGAUUCUUUGCAAGGGUUCAACGUGGUGAGCGAGGUAGACAAUGGGUGGGGCGGGUUCAGUUCGGGGAUGGUUAUUGAGUUAAAGGAUGAAUUGCCUAAAGUGGAGUAUUUUUGUUGGGGGUUAAACGAGGACGCGGAGGUGGGCGGCUCCGGGACGCAGGGGCGGCGUGGGCGGCUAUUGGAGCACAAUAGGAUUCGAGCGACGCUGACGAUGGUGGAGGAAAGCAGUGUGUAUGUACCGCUGUAUAGUGUGGGUGGGCUGUCGCACUGGGAGUUUGGCGGGCGGGUGUGCCAGGCGUUUGAUAGUGUGAAUAUGGUGGCAGGACAUGGUGUGAGUUUGGCGUACUUAGUGGAUGUGUUGACGCUGGCCGAUGUCCAGCGCAACGUGGUGGACCUUGUGCGGACGGAUGGUGGACGGGAGGACGGUUUUUGGGGGAGGGUGCCGCGGCGCAAGGCUGGUGGGAGGGAGAGGAUGGGUUCGGAGGUAUUCUCGCAGGUGCGGAUUAUGCGGAGCAGGUGUGGUGCCGGCGCUGGUGCUGGUGAAGAUGCUGAUGCGCGGAGACGGAAGGUGCUGUGGACGGACCGUUGGGCGCCGUCGGACACUAUACCGGAAGAUUAUAGACAGUUGAGACAUGUGGAUCUGGGGAUUACAGAGAAGAGUAGGGAUGUGUUUUUGAAUUGGCAAGAUGUGGUUACGAGGCAGUUCAGGUAUGAUUCGGAUCGGGAGGAGUUGAAGGAGAAGCUGGGGACUUUGGCUUCUGUGUACGAGAGUGGAUGGUAUGACGACGGCGAUGAGGGUGAUGAUUGUUGA
Eremothecium cymbalariae DBVPG#7215 is the source of this 1452-nucleotide messenger RNA. RefSeq names its product Dml1p (gene DML1). Gene Ontology annotation, cellular component: cytoplasm. The record is from RefSeq and is a predicted model, not a curated record. The transcript has a single exon. NCBI's taxonomy places the organism in Eukaryota, Fungi, Ascomycota, Saccharomycetes, Saccharomycetales, Saccharomycetaceae. Gene Ontology annotation, biological process: mitochondrion distribution. The coding region runs from base 1 to 1452 and encodes 483 amino acids.